Molecule: messenger RNA, 3998 nt
Organism: Cervus elaphus (red deer)
Lineage: Eukaryota; Metazoa; Chordata; Mammalia; Artiodactyla; Cervidae
Gene: CRNKL1
Product: crooked neck pre-mRNA splicing factor 1
Exons: 14
Coding region: 116-2197 (693 amino acids)
Biological process (GO): spliceosomal complex assembly; mRNA splicing, via spliceosome
Cellular component (GO): U2-type catalytic step 2 spliceosome; Prp19 complex; precatalytic spliceosome
Molecular function (GO): protein binding
Source: RefSeq, a predicted model, not a curated record
CAGUUCCGCUUCCGGUUCCGGGAUCCCGCUGUUGUCGGAGAGUUGCGCGGUGUGGGCGAGCCCUCGGGGAAGGUGUUCUGUGGUCCCGGGCUCGCCCGCGGUCGCCGCUGCAGCCAUGGCGGCCUCCACCGCGGCCGGGAAGCAAAGGAUCCCCAAAGUGGCCAAGGUGAAAAACAAAGCCCCAGCUGAAGUACAGAUCACUGCGGAGCAACUGCUAAGAGAAGCUAAGGAGAGAGAACUUGAACUUCUUCCACCUCCCCCUCAACAGAAGAUCACAGAUGAAGAAGAGUUAAACGAUUACAAACUACGGAAGAGGAAGACUUUCGAAGAUAACAUAAGAAAAAACAGGACUGUGAUUAGUAACUGGAUAAAAUAUGCACAAUGGGAAGAGAGUCUAAAGGAGAUUCAGAGGGCUCGAUCCAUAUAUGAACGUGCCUUGGAUGUGGACUACCGAAAUAUUACACUAUGGCUGAAAUAUGCCGAAAUGGAAAUGAAGAAUCGCCAGGUCAACCACGCCCGGAAUAUCUGGGACCGAGCCAUUACAACUCUGCCUCGGGUCAAUCAGUUCUGGUACAAGUACACGUACAUGGAGGAGAUGCUCGGGAACAUCGCUGGUGCCCGGCAGGUGUUCGAGCGCUGGAUGGAGUGGCGGCCGGAGGAGCAGGCCUGGCAUUCGUACAUCAACUUCGAGCUGAGAUACAAGGAGGUGGACCGGGCCCGCACCAUCUACGAGCGCUUUGUUCUUGUGCACCCUGAUGUGAAGAACUGGAUUAAGUACGCCCGCUUUGAAGAAAAGCAUGGUUACUUUGCCCAUGCACGGAAAGUGUAUGAGAGGGCUGUCGAAUUCUUCGGGGACGAACAUAUGGACGAACACCUUUAUGUUGCCUUUGCCAAAUUUGAGGAAAAUCAGAAAGAAUUUGAGAGGGUGCGAGUGAUCUACAAGUAUGCCCUGGAUCGAAUUUCGAAGCAGGAGGCCCAGGAACUCUUUAAAAAUUAUACUAUCUUUGAGAAGAAGUUUGGUGACAGGCGGGGCAUCGAAGACAUCAUUGUGAGCAAGCGGAGGUUCCAGUACGAGGAGGAGGUGAAGGCUAACCCACACAACUACGAUGCGUGGUUCGAUUACCUGCGCUUGGUGGAGAGCGAUGCAGAGGCCGAGACGGUGCGGGAAGUGUACGAGCGUGCUAUCGCCAACGUGCCGCCUGUGCAGGAGAAGAGACACUGGAAGCGAUACAUCUACUUGUGGAUCAACUAUGCCCUCUAUGAGGAGCUGGAGGCCAAGGAUCCUGAGAGGACAAGACAGGUUUACCAAGCCUCUUUGGAACUCAUUCCUCAUAAAAAGUUCACAUUUGCCAAAAUGUGGUUACUAUAUGCACAGUUUGAAAUAAGACAGAAAAAUUUACCAUUUGCCAGAAGAGCUUUGGGAACGUCCAUAGGCAAAUGUCCAAAGAACAAAUUAUUUAAAGGUUACAUAGAAUUGGAGCUACAGCUUCGAGAAUUUGACAGAUGCCGGAAGCUUUAUGAAAAGUUCCUGGAAUUUGGGCCAGAAAACUGUACCUCUUGGAUUAAAUUUGCAGAAUUAGAGACAAUCCUUGGCGAUAUUGAGCGAGCCCGGGCGAUCUACGAGUUAGCCAUUAGUCAGCCACGCUUGGACAUGCCAGAGGUGCUUUGGAAAUCAUAUAUUGAUUUUGAAAUUGAGCAGGAAGAAACGGAAAGAACACGAAAUCUUUACCGACGAUUGCUUCAGCGGACACAGCACGUCAAGGUAUGGAUCAGUUUUGCACAGUUUGAGUUGUCUUCAGGGAAAGAAGGAAGUUUGGCAAAGUGCAGACAAAUUUAUGAAGAGGCUAACAAAACCAUGAGAAACUGUGAGGAAAAGGAAGAGAGGCUCAUGCUGCUGGAGUCGUGGCGAAGCUUUGAGGAUGAAUUUGGAACAGCGUCAGAUAAGGAGAGAGUGGACAAACUCAUGCCCGAGAAGGUCAAGAAGAGGAGAAAGGUCCAGGCUGACGAUGGGUCGGAUGCAGGCUGGGAAGAAUACUAUGAUUACAUCUUUCCGGAAGAUGCGGCCAACCAACCCAACCUCAAGCUCCUGGCCAUGGCCAAACUGUGGAAGAAGCAGCAGCAGGAGAAGGAGGCUGGAGAGCAGGACCCAGACACAGACACUGCCGAGCAGGAAGCUGGGCCUUCCUGUUCGUAUUGACAGAUGUUUUAUUAUUUUUAUAAAUGUAUAGUUUGGAAUUCUUGCGACUCCUGUAAGUUUUGUCGUAUUCCAUCAGUGAUGAAUUGAUGGAGAUCUUUUGACAACUACUUUUGAAUUAUUUUUAAAAUGCUCUUGGGUUAGUUGGGGGUGGGGUUUGUAAGUAAAGGAAUUUUUCUUUAGCUGCUGGGUUUUCUUUAUCUGAGUCUAAAACAUUUUGUGUCUCCAUCAUUCAUUAGGAAAUCUAAUUCAUCUAUUUUAGAUGGACCUGCAGAAUUUUGAAAGUCUUUUUUUAUAAAAGUUUCAAUUGCAUUCCAUAGUAACUUUUAAGUUUUCUCAUCGUGGUCUUCAUAAAGGUAUGUUAUGCAUUCAUCUGACACUUCUGACUUAUUCACGCCUCAAGUCACUGACUUGAGUUCCAUCCCCAGCUGUCACUUAGUGAUGCAUAACUUAACCUUUCAGUUUACGGACUUUUGCCAGCUCAUUUUAAAGAUUAAAUUAGAACAGGAGUAUACCUGGCACAGAGGGAGUACUCGGUCAAAUGUUCAUGCCUUGUGGAACUGGACGUGCUUGGAUUAAUUUUAACAUCAAUAACUGUACCUUCUUAAUGGCCAUUUAUACUAAAUGUUUAUGAAAACACCAGUUGGAAAAUAAUUUACAGUUGCUACAUUUCUGCACAAGGUAUUUUUUUUUUUAAAAAAACCAAGAACAUUUUAGUAAAAUUUCAGUUAUACCAUACUCAGUUGCCCAAACUGGCUUAGUUCUGCAGUGGCUUGUUUAAAGAACAAUGUUCCAUGCUCCAGUGAGUGUGGGAAACCCUAGGUUAAGCCUUGCUGACAAGUCUCUUUAUACUUAGUCUUCUUAGGGCUCUUGACACGUUCUUGUUUGUUAGGAAUCCUCAGCAGCAAGGCCUGGCUGUGUUUCCCAAAAUACAGUGAACAAGGAAAGCAUUUCUACCAAGAGCACCAAUAAACACUGCCCGGCAUUGUUGCAGCAGACUGUCUACCCGUAAAACCUGACUCAUGCAACCUGGCCUCAAUUUAGAAUGUGAAAGACACCUGCGGUAACUUUGUCAUGACACAAAGUAACGCAAGAUGAUGGUGUAUUUGCUGGCCGAUACAUUGCUUAUAUUCUCAAGCAAAAAAGCGUUUGCCUUAGUUAACCAAUCUGAGAAAUUGUUUCCUUUAAUUUAGCCUGUAUUCUCAAGCCUGUUUUUUUGUUGUUCACUGCCAAGGUUAUUUGGCUGGAAGCAUAUCUGUUUCUUCACCUGUAAGGACAAUUAGCAAAUUUACUUGGGCAAAUGUAUGAUUACAUUUUCAAGUAUGUCAGUCACCCAAGGGAGUAAAAGCUAGUUGUUACGGUGUUAAAUUCUAUCUUGAAAAUAGGAGUGUUUGAGAGCAGAAAGAAAUAGGACCAGCAGGUAAAAGCAGCCUGUUCUCCACCUCACUGCUUCGGUCACCAGACUGGCAUUGGCUGCUGGAGCCAUAGGCUCUGAGUCCCGAGGUCUGAGCAGGGGCUUCAGAGGAGCACCAUGUUCUGAACUGGCUAAGUUGCACAGGGCCACGGGUGAGAUGAAAACAGGCCAGAUGCUCUGUAAGUGAUGAAUCAGAAUCAUGUUUGUGUUGCACAUGUGUGAAAGGAAAAAAAACCAGCCAAGUUCUUGUGUAAACUAUCACUGUUUGCAGGCACAUACCAUGCCUGUGUAAAAUGCUUGAAAGAAAAAGUUAGUGUCUUGGGAGAGUAUCACUUCUCUCUCAUCUUCACCAAAAUAAGUCCUUUCAAAAGUAAAGGGUGUUAACAAUCA